AUUUGUUUCAUUUUUGCCAGUUGGUUUAGAUGAAGACCUACAUCAUUCUCUAUUGACAAAGAAAGUGUGCAAUAAGCAUAACAAGCAUUGGUCCAUAGGAGUUAUCUCAUAGCAAGAGAAUUUUGGCAUCAUGGCUGACGAGGAAUAUGAACCUGAUGAUGUUGGAGAAGACAUGUAUGAUCAAGAGCCAGAGGAUGAUAAUAUGGAGGAAUUGGAGCAAGAUGAGGAUGAGGGAGAGAAUGUUGAUAUCAUCCCCAGUGGAGAGCAUGGAGAACCAGGGCAACCAGCUAAACGGAUCACAACACCUUAUAUGACUAAAUAUGAGCGAGCAAGGGUUCUUGGUGCUAGAGCCUUGCAGAUUGCAAUGUGUGCCCCCAUCAUGGUAGAGCUGGAAGGUGAGACAGAUCCUCUUAUGAUAGCCAUGAAGGAGUUGAAGCAGCGCAAGAUCCCCCUUAUCAUCAGACGUUAUUUGCCAGAUGGUUCACAUGAGGACUGGGGCAUUGAUGAACUCAUCAUCACAGAUUGAAUGGUGCCUCCAGUCAUCGCUCCUGAGAAUCUGGCAAGUCUGGUGGUGGAAUGGUUCCAGGAGAAAAAAUUUCUCAUUGGAUUCAUCAUUGGGCAGGUCCUCAUCUCCAACUAUUAUUUUGCUAAUGUGACGAAGCAGAAGGUCUAUGCUGUUCACUUGUGCCCAAUGGCUCCUGAAGGAGACAACGAGGAUGAAGGAGAAAAGAAAAAGAAUACAUGCUUGAAGUUGGCUGAUGUGAAGGAUAAGCUCUUCAGUAUUAAUGCUAAGCAGGUUCUACGUUGCAUGCCUGGAGGUUUCAGUAUUCUUGGAAUAUUCUGGAGCAGUGAAGGAGACUUUUGGAAUAAAAAAGGGAAUGCACCAGAAUUAGGGAAAUUGAGAAGUCUUCUCUCUGUUAUUUCUAAACUAGAGAAGCAUCAGCCAUGGAGCUCUGAUGUAGUACAUCCAUUUCCAGAGCUGCUUCUCAACAUUGACAAGACAUCUACCAGAUUCUCAUGUCGCACCCUGGACUUGACCACAAUGGUAUCUUCACCUCAUCCUGUGGAGUGGAAGUUUCAUCACACUCCUACUAGGUGGCAGGUAGUAGAGUCCAAAGUCACAGUAGAUUGGAAGUUUCACACUGGACAUUUGAUGGAACCUUCUGCUCUCAUGAAGAGUUUUACGGUAGGAAUGGAGCCCUUCAUGGAAAGCAUAGCAAAAGCUAUUUGCUUGUUUAAUGGAGAAUUGAGGGAUGAAGAUGAAAUUCUCAACACCGACACAGGGAAGAGGUUGAGUCGGCGCAGAGGCAGUGAUGAGAUCCUAUCCCCUAUCAACGUUGAUUUCCUCAUAAAACCUGCAUUUUUGGAGAAACAUGGAGAGGUAUGUGGUGAAGAGCAACAGAAUGUUCCAUGUGGAAUGGGUUUUUGGAUGAAAGUACAAGGAACUCUCUGUGCCAGAGCAUAUCUUCAUUCCAAAGCUACUAUUUCUGAAGCCCUGGAAUACUUAAAGAGGGAUGUUAUCCUCACACUGGCUCAUCGAUGGCAAAUGCAUUGUGAUUCUCUUUUGGAAGACAUGGAUGGGACUGAAGAAGAUAUGGUGCUGCACGAACCUCCACGUAGAAUCUUUGUUCCAAUAUCUGAAGGAAGCCAGAUUUGUUUCUGUGAUUACAUUUAUCCUGAGGAAACAGGAGGGGAAGUUUGUUCUUCCUUGUCAGAGCUCCUGGGAAUCCCACUCAAUGAAGACUCCAUUGACAUGGAUUCAGAGGUUCCACCUUCUCAAGUGGAGGAAGGUGCCAUGACAUCAAGUGAUGGAGAGGAAACAGCUUCUGAAGCAAAUUCAGUUCAUGUGAUGGCAACAACAGAGACAAAGGGGAAUAGUGUAUUCAUCCUUGGAUCAGUGCUGGCCUGUCUCUUUGCUCUUGCUGCAGCCUUCUUUGUUUCCCAGCAAGCAAGUCACAAUGGGGAGUUGACAUCUCAAUGACAUUGUCAGAUGUGGCAUGUUUUGUUCUGGAAUCUGGAGUAUUUUAUUCUCUGACACGUAUAUUGCAUUCAUUCCGAGAAGAUGAUAUUUCAGAAGUGAC
Molecule: messenger RNA, 2081 nt
Organism: Darwinula stevensoni
Lineage: Eukaryota; Metazoa; Arthropoda; Ostracoda; Podocopida; Darwinulidae
Source: the annotation of a GenBank genome assembly